Colletotrichum chrysophilum is the source of this 564-nucleotide messenger RNA. RefSeq lists its product as uncharacterized. Lineage: Eukaryota; Fungi; Ascomycota; Sordariomycetes; Glomerellales; Glomerellaceae. The record is from RefSeq and is a predicted model, not a curated record. The transcript is spliced from 3 exons. Bases 1 to 564 code for a protein of 187 amino acids.
AUGGUUUCUUCUUUGAUGCUCAAGCUUCUGGCAGCUGCAGUCAGCGUCUCGGCGUGCACCCUGCCGACGGAUCCUGUAUCCAACAACAUUACCACUGGCUUCGGCAUUCAGGUCCAGAAUCCCGCUGCACCCAUUGUUCACAACCGCUAUAUGAACCUUUGGUCGGCGGGUGGAGGCGACCAGCACCUCUAUCUUAGUCCUGCUGGAGAUGCAGCGUUCAACCUUACUCUUGACAACGGCGUCAUUUCUCGCGGCAUUAUUCAUGCCGUCAUCAAUGGAGAGUACACUGCGGAUGACAACACCACUAAGUUGUUUAUGACGGAACGCGGCGACCCCAAGGCUUACUUUCAGCCUGUCUAUGGUUGCAACCCCGAUACGGAUGCAGUGCAGCUUGAGUUGGACUUUAUAUCAAGGGCUGCCCUUCCAGGUGGCUUCAUUUGUGUGAGAAGUGCGUCCGGCGACAGACACGAGUUCCGCUACUCUCCCCCCGGCAAUACUGCCGUCCGUGAAGACCGUCCUUGCUACGAGGUUACACUGGCCGUGGUCCAAGCCCCAGCUGCCUAG